Tarenaya hassleriana is the source of this 1087-nucleotide messenger RNA. RefSeq names its product allene oxide cyclase 3, chloroplastic-like. Lineage: Eukaryota; Viridiplantae; Streptophyta; Magnoliopsida; Brassicales; Cleomaceae. Bases 152 to 916 code for a protein of 254 amino acids. The transcript is spliced from 2 exons. Gene Ontology annotation, molecular function: allene-oxide cyclase activity. The record is from RefSeq and is a predicted model, not a curated record. Gene Ontology annotation, biological process: jasmonic acid biosynthetic process.
GCAUGCAACACACCGGUUCAUCAUCAAUAAUGCAAACUCUCCACUGUAUAUAUAGAGAGAGAAGGGGAGAGAGAGAGAUGCAAAUACAUAAACCCACAAAUCCACAAAAAAUUAUAAUCUUUCCAAACACCUUUUGCGGCGAGUCUUGACAAUGGCUUCUUCUGCUACUGCGAUGUUCAUCGACGCGAUCUCAUUCACAAAUAUCGGAAAUCUGUCCCCCAAUCAUCGAUCUCACCGGAGUUCUGUUCCGGGUUUCUCCAGAUCCUUACAGAACAUCAGGAUCUCAUCCAACGGUUCAGAUUUCUCCGCACGAUCAAGGCCCACUUCCAAGAACUCGACUGCCACCGGUGCCUUCAUCUGGAAUCUGUUCAGUGGCGAGAAAUUUACACCACCUAAAGUUCAAGAACUCCAUGUCUACGAGCUCAACGAAGGAGAUAGGAACAGCCCGGCGGUCCUGAAACUCGGGAAGAAACCGGAGCUCUGUCUCGGAGAUCUUGUCCCCUUCACGAACAAGCUGUACUCCGGCGACCUCACCAAGCGCCUGGGAAUCACCGCCGGUCUCUGCGUCCUGAUUCAGCACGUGCCCGAGAGGAACGGAGACCGGUUUGAAGCCACUUACAGCUUCUACUUCGGAGACUACGGCCACUUGUCCGUACAGGGACCGUACUUGACGUACGAGGACACGUACUUGUCCAUCACCGGCGGCGCCGGUGUCUUCGAGGGAGCGUACGGACAGGUCAAGCUUCGUCAACUGGUGUAUCCGACGAAGCUUUUCUACACCUUUUACCUGAAGGGUAUCAAAGAUCUGCCGGCGGAGCUCACCGGAAAACCUGUCGAGCCCUCACCGGACGUGAAGCCUUCGCCGGAGGCUCUGGCGACUGAGCCCACCGGAACCAUCCGUAACUUUACUGAUUAACUAAAUUAAACAAAUCUCCUCUGCUUUUCUCGUGUGUCUAAGCUUUAGUUCGUAGUUUUCUGUCCUGAUGAUAUGAGCUGUCUGUAUAAUCUUUCCGUCGAUGCGAUGUCGAAAAUAAAUAUUAAAUAGUGUUCAUGAAACGAUUAGAAAAAUAUCUCAAAUUGGAUUCUC